Punica granatum (pomegranate) is the source of this 1315-nucleotide messenger RNA. NCBI's taxonomy places the organism in Eukaryota, Viridiplantae, Streptophyta, Magnoliopsida, Myrtales, Lythraceae. The record is from RefSeq and is a predicted model, not a curated record.
GUCUCAUCUGUUCCCACUCUCUGCUCGGGUCAUUAUUCCGACAGCCCUUCCGCAGAUCGAGACGAUGACCGACACGAUAAGCUCGGACAGGGAGACGGAGUGCUCCGGCGGCGAGAAUGGCGCUGGGAAGUCCGAAACGAACCUCAAGAGGGAAGGUGGGGACUUGGACGGCCCCGACUCGGCGGCGAAGAAGCCGAGAACUGCCGGCGAGAGCUUAAUCUCGGAGAAUGCAGAGGAGAAGAUGGAGAAGGAGUUCGAGAUUGAGGCCGAUGCGGCUGAGGACAAGGGUUCAAGGCACUCCAUGGAAGAUGCUUGGAUCGUGCUCCCCGACGCGAGCUCGGAUUAUCCUGGGAAAUUGAGGUGCGCACAUUUUGCGGUGUAUGAUGGGCAUGGAGGUCGAUUAGCUGCAGAGUAUGCCCAGAAGAACUUGCACUCGAAUGUUCUUUCGGCAGGCUUACCACGUGAGUUGAUGGACGUUAAGGCUGCCAAAAAGGCUAUACUUGAUGGAUUCCGGAAAACUGAUGAGGCCCUUCUUCUAGAAAGCACUGCAGGGGGGUGGCAGGAUGGUGCAACUGCUGUAUGCGUGUGGGUACUAGGGAAGACCGUUUUCAUUGCUAACAUCGGUGAUGCAAAAGCAGUAUUAGCACGAUCAUCUGCCGUGGAUGGAGAAAGUCCUCUGAAGGCCAUUGUUUUGACAAGGGAACACAAGGCCAUCUACCCACAAGAGCGUGCUCGCAUACAAAAGGCGGGUGGCACUGUGAGUUCCAAUGGACGACUGCAGGGGCGCCUCGAGGUUUCUCGGGCCUUUGGAGAUCGCCAGUUUAAGAAGAAUAAUGACUUGCAGUUUGGAGUUGUUGCAACGCCAGAUGUUCACUCUUUCGACAUUACGGGAAGAGAACACUUCAUCAUCCUCGGUUGCGAUGGCCUAUGGGGGGUUUUCGGACCCAGUGAUGCAGUUGAAUUUGUUCACAAGUUAUUGAAGGAGGGCUUGUCUGUUGCAGUGGUCACCCGCCGCCUGGUGAAGGAAGCUGUUCGUGAAAGGCGUUGUAAAGACAAUUGCACUGCAAUUGUCAUAUCCUUCAGGGAGAAGUAAUUCAAACCGUUUAGUCACAACAGCGGCUGAGAACUGUAAGCAUUUGGUUGAGACUGUUGAUGUUGUUUACUGAGCCAAGACACUUUUAUUAGGAUUCCGUGAAGGGCUGUUUGCCGAAUUUUAUGCGUACCGAUUAGUUGGUCUUGAUAGGGUGGACAGCAGUUUGUCAUGUAAUUGUUGAACAAGAAACUUGAUAUAUGUAGCGGUUUUUCUUGUACUGUA